Messenger RNA from Zerene cesonia (dogface butterfly), 1736 nucleotides. RefSeq lists its product as uncharacterized. Bases 15 to 1178 code for a protein of 387 amino acids. NCBI's taxonomy places the organism in Eukaryota, Metazoa, Arthropoda, Insecta, Lepidoptera, Pieridae. The record is from RefSeq and is a predicted model, not a curated record. The transcript has 2 exons.
CGGAGAAACGAAAAAUGCGUUGGUGGAUGAAAGAAUUAUACCGAAAAAGAAUGCAGUAUGGAGUGACACUUAUUAGAGAUAUGCAGUUCGAAGUGGUAGAAGACACAAUAAAAAACUUUACAAGAAUGUCGACAGAAGAUUUCCAUUUCUUGAGACACUUGAUAGAGCCGAAGGUAAAAAAAAUGGACACCCGGUUUCGCGAAGCUAUUACAGUGACUGAAAGGCUGACUAUUACUUUGAGAUUUCUUGCCACUGGAGACUCGUAUACAAGCUUGCAGUAUCUGUUUAGAGUUUCAAAGCAAUCUAUAUCUAGGAUAGUCCCAGAAGUUUGUGAUGCUAUCAGUGAGGUUUUAAAAGAUUGGGUAAAGAUCCCCACAUCCGAGGAAGAUUGGUUGGAAAUUGCUCAAGAAUUUCAAGAAAAAUGGGAUUUUCCUCAUGCUAUAGGCGCCAUGGAUGGAAAGCACGUAAUGAUACAAGCACCUGGUAACAGCGGCACGGAAUAUUACAACUACAAACACUUUUUUAGUAUCGUACUGUUCGCUCUCGUAGACGCGGCCUACUGUUUUAGAUACGUUGACAUUGGUUCCCAGGGGAGACUUUCGGACGGGGGGAUUUUUAAACGCACUUCAUUAUACAAGAAACUCGAAGAAAAGUCCAUGAAAAUACCUCAGCCAUCGAUACUUCAAAUACCAUAUACCCUCAGAGUUCCAUAUGUUAUUCUGGCAGACAAAGCAUUUGCACUAAACGAAUACACAAUGAAACCGUUCCAAGGGGAGCCAGAGAGGGGAUCUCUAGAAAGAAUAUUUAACUAUCGUCUGUCAAGAGGACGUAGAGUGGUGGAAAAUGCUUUCGGAAUAGCAAGCUCGGUAUUCAGGGUUUUACGGAAACCUAUGUUACUAUCACCCAAUAAAGCUACAAAAGUAGUUUUAGCUGUUAUACAUUUGCACAAUUUUUUGCGAAAAAGGUCUAGCCAGAAAUACACACCACAUGGAUCUUUAGACACGGAAGCAGAAACUGGCAUCACACCAGGUAGUUGGAGAAAUGAGGGUGAACAUUCAUCAUUACUCGAUCUUACUAACGUACCACGUAGAAGUGGGAAUGACGCAAAGGAAAUACGUUUACAUCUCGCCCAACAUUUUGCAAUUAACGGAGCAAUACCUUGGCAAAAUAGAUACUGAAAAUUAGUAACAUUUACCUGCGAAGCGCUUGUUGUAUCAUUCGAAUUCGACGUAUUAUUACCAUUGUCUGGCAUUGUAUCUAUUGUACUAUUGUACUAUUAGGUGUACAUUUAUCUUGCAUGAAGCUAAAGUCUUCAAAACCAAACCAUUUUGAUAUGUAAAUACUGUCCCGACAAUACUGUGAACAAUCAACCAACAAAAUUUUAAAAAUAUACGUAAAUUUUAAAUUUUUAUUUAUAUCUUCUAACAUUCCUACAAUAGAGUAAAUAGACAACGGAUAAACGUACUUAUAACACUGUUAUUUUAACUGGGCACUUCUAGUUCAAAUAGAUGUUGUGUAAGAUGGCUUGAGAAAAAAUAGGUACCUAGUUAUUAAAGAGAUUGCACAAAAAGAAUUAGAAAUUGUUUGUACAAAUUUCUAAUUCUUUUCAGCCAUCUUACACAACAUCUGUUUGAACUAGAAGUGCCCAGUUAAAAUAACAGUGUUAUAAGUACAUACUAAUAGAUAAAUUACUGGGUGGGAAUCGAACGCACGACCUCACGUUUCACAGCCGACUC